Messenger RNA from Sitophilus oryzae (rice weevil), 2261 nucleotides. It is a transcript of the gene red, whose product is annotated as lysM and putative peptidoglycan-binding domain-containing protein 2. The coding region runs from base 112 to 834 and encodes 240 amino acids. The record is from RefSeq and is a predicted model, not a curated record. NCBI's taxonomy places the organism in Eukaryota, Metazoa, Arthropoda, Insecta, Coleoptera, Curculionidae. The transcript has 4 exons.
AUUAUUUAAAUUCUUGAAUUUACUGAGGGGUAAAAGGAGGUUAUUUGGCAAUGGUGCUAUAAAUGUCAUUGCUCCGACCGCAGAACGUCACGAUCACAUGAUACGAAAGAGAUGACAGCGAAAGAAUUUGAAGUUUCGAUUCCGAUGUCUCUGUUAUCUUUUACGAAGAACGUAGACAGAGGUUCCUACGAAAAACUCUCGAUAAGGGAUAGUGCAAGAUCUUUAAAAAAAUAUGGAUCAACCAGCACAAAAACCGCUACAAAGGCAGAGAGUUAUAUCAAACAUUUUGUCAGUAACAGUGAUACGCUGCAAGGUAUCGCUCUAAAAUAUAACGUAACUAUUGAACAAAUAAGAAGAGCAAACAAACUCUGGGCUUCAGACAGCCUAUUUUUAAGAGAAUUUCUUCUAAUACCUCAGCCAGACAAUGCAAACGAUCUGCUAUCUCCAACACAAAUGCAGUCAACUAGUUCACAAUCAUCGCUGGCUAGUUCUAGUGCAGAAAACCUAAAUCAGAAUAGAAUGUCAAUAGGGAGCAGCACAAGGAGUAGUUUUGAUGAGGAGAAUAUCAGUGAUUUUCUUAGUAAAAUUGAUGCUUCAAUAGCCAGUACUAAGGAAGUAGUUAAAAAAGUAGCUGAUACUGGAGAAUAUGGUACGGAUAUUACAAUGGAUGGUAAAAGAAAACCUCAAUCUAGACUGAAGCCACAACACCAAAAUAACAAUGCUUUCCCCCCUGUAGCAGCACUGAACACAGUAGUCACUGUACAGCAAGGUAAAAAAGUUCAGACAAACUUGGAAUUGCUUGAGCAACAACAGGAUGAGUUAUUUGAGUUGUAGCAGGGCUGAAGAUUAGCCAAGAGUCCCAUAUUUUUGUCUCGUUUUUUGUUUUACUAUUUUUGAUAACUAAUGAAAAUAUUUGUUUUUAACUUGCCACUUGCCACCUUUACAAUCAUAUUAUAAAAGAAUGUUAUAAGCAUGGCAACAUCGCAUAUUGAAGUAAGCCUUUAAGAACGGCCCUUAAGAAUUCUGUUAUUUUUCUUAAAAUAGGUAGGUACUUUUUCUAUGACAAAAAAUGAAGUAUGAAAAAAUACGACAUAGAAAAAACUAUUUUUUUAAAUUUAAAUCAGAUUUUGGAUUUUUUGUGAUUAUGUCUAUGAGUAUAUAAUAAAAUUAUUAGAAAUUAUAGUUAUUACUGCUAACUAAUAUGUACACGCAGCACCCCAAAGUUAUAUUUUGUGAUUAUAUGUUUUCUAUUUUUUUUUUCAAAACAUAUUAAAGAUAUCUUAAAGGAUUGUUAUUAAAAUAUAUAACUAUGACCGAAAAAAUAGCGUCUAAUUGUUUGGAGAUGAAGAUUGAUGACAUUUUCCAUAUAAUUUAUUGACGCGAUAUUUUUUUCGAUUGUAUGGUAUAAAAACUUAUUUUUAUCAAUAUACUUAAAAAAUAUAAAUACCUAUAGUUUAUGUGUAAUGACAAAUAUAUUUUGCACAAUGUAUAUAUAUUCCCUGUUAUUUCUUUUUGGAAGAAAAAAGCUUUAAAAUAUCACUAUUUCUGUUUAUAAUGUCCUGUAUUUAAGACAAAAACAAUAUUUAUAUUGUAAUUUUUAAUAUAAAACCAUGUGGGGUGUAUCAAGCCUAUAUCGGUACUUCCCAGAUCAAAAUAUGUAUUGCUUUUCAAGCCUCAUUUGGGUUAAUAUAUUUUUAGUUGUUAUUGUGCAAACCCUGGGAAAGUUUUGCGACAAGACAAUUAAGCGUCAAAACUUUCCCAGAUUAAACUGUAUUGUCUUAUCAAGUAGGGCCUUGGACAUUGACAAUUAAGACAAAAAUACAUAGUUUUUAUAGGAAUGUUUUUGUUCAAAGCCUGUCUUAUGUGACUGUAUUGGCAGCUACUGUAUGAUCGAAAAAAAGGGCAUCCAGUUGGCUUAGAAAUGACGAUCGAUGACAUUCCCCAUAUAAUUUUACAUGUAAAAUGACAGCGAUCCUCAUUCUAUACCCAUCGCUGACGCCAUUUUUUUUCGAUCAUAUUGUAUCAGAGAUUCAGUAAUUCACGGUACCUAACAGCCACAAAUUGUUUUGUUCCUUUUUCUUUUGUUAAACUAUUAUAUUUUUUUAUUUUGUAUAUUGUUGUUAGAAUUAAAUAAAUUAAAUUUAUUAAAACUAAAAAGCUAUAGGUUGUUACAACUUUAGCCGUGCAAUAUAACGUAAAAAUCACGUUAUAGCAGGACAUGCCCUAUUAAUAUUUUUUUUAAUAAAAAAGGUAAUAUAUUA